Messenger RNA from Westerdykella ornata, 2148 nucleotides. Its product is annotated as replication protein-like protein A 70 kDa DNA-binding subunit. Gene Ontology annotation, biological process: DNA repair; DNA replication; DNA recombination. The record is from RefSeq and is a predicted model, not a curated record. Gene Ontology annotation, cellular component: nucleus. Bases 50 to 1891 code for a protein of 613 amino acids. NCBI's taxonomy places the organism in Eukaryota, Fungi, Ascomycota, Dothideomycetes, Pleosporales, Sporormiaceae. Gene Ontology annotation, molecular function: DNA binding. The transcript has 5 exons.
GCCACAACCACUUCACUCUCGCCGCAAGUUACUGACAACACGCGUGGAUAUGGCUGAUCAAGUAAUUACGCAGGGUGCUAUUCGGAGCAUCUUCCAGCCGAAAGGCUGCUUCGUCGAACAUCCCGUGCUGCAAUGCGUGCAGAUCAAAGCCAUGGAGCCGAAGCAGAACGAGGCGAAUCCGGUACAGCGGUACCGUGUUGUACUCAGCGACGUCCGGAAUUUCAUUCAGACGAUGCUUGUCCCGACUAUCAAUGAGAUUAUCACGUCCGGGAAGCUGAGGAAGGGCUCCAUUGUGAGGUUGUUGAAGUACAGCCCGCAGCAGGUCAAGGACAAGAAGAUUCUGAUCAUCACGGAGUUGGAGGUGCUUGACCAGUAUGGCGAGCCUGACAAGAUCGGCACGCCCGAGGCUCUCGAUUUCAAGGAUCUCAUGGACGAGAAGCCCCAGCCUCAGCCAGCUGGAAUCUCUGGCAGCAACUUCUAUGGUAAUAAGCCGGCACAACCCGCGCAACAACAACAGACUAUCGCGCACCGUCCCGGCAACCAGGGCACAUCGACGCAUCCGCAUCUCUAUCCUAUCGAGUCUCUCUCACCGUAUGCACACAAAUGGACGAUUCGGGCUCGCUGCACAGCGAAAUCGGAGUUGAUACCAUGGCAUAACGCUCGUGGCGAGGGAAAGCUCUUCAACGUCAACCUGCUCGAUGACACAGGCGAGAUCAGGGGAACGGCUUUCAAUGACACUGCCGAAAAGCUCUACAACAUCUUUGAGAAGGAUGUCGUCUACUAUAUUUCGGCUCCCUGCAGGGUGACUCUGGCUAAGAAGCAGUUCUCGAAAUUGUCCAACGAUUACGAACUGCAGUUUGAGAGGGAUACUGAGGUAGAAAAGGCCGAGGAUCAAGAAAACGCUCCCCAAGUCCGGUACAACUUCACAAAGAUUGGCGAUCUGGACGCUGUCGAAAAAGACACUAUCAUCGACACCAUCGGCGUGCUCAAAGAGGUGGGAGAGGUCAACACGAUAACGUCAAAGAGCACGCAGAAGGAUCACCAGAAGCGUGAUUUGACUAUUGCAGACGACACCCAGACUUCAGUCAAGCUCACUAUCUGGGGAGCCCAAGCUCGGUCGUUCGAUGUCCCCCUGGACUCAGUCAUUGCCUUCAAAGGUGUGAAAGUGUCUGAUUUUGGCGGCAGGAGCCUGAGUCUUCAGAGCUCUGGUUCUAUGACCGUUGAGCCGGACAUUGAUGAGGCACAUAAGCUGAGGGGGUGGUACAAUGCAGUCGGCCAAAAUGCCUCCUUCUCUACUCACCAGAAUUUGGCACCGAGUGCGGGGAAUGCCGGAAACGACACGAAGCUCAUCGCAACCGUCAUUGAAGAUGAGAGUUACCUACAAGAUACGCCUACUUACUUCACACUGAAGGCGACAGUCGUCUUCAUCAAGCAUAACUCGACGAUUGCGUACCCAGCAUGCCAGACACCGGGCUGUAACAAGAAGGUGAUUGACGAGAAUCAAGGCGAAUGGUGGUGUGAGAAAUGCCAGGUCAAGUGGCCCAGGCCUGAGUACCGAUAUAUCCUGUCGGUCAAUGUCGCGGACCAUACUGGCUCGCUUUGGCUGAAUGCUUUCGACGAAGCCGGACGUAUGAUUGUGGGAAUGUCCGCCAACGAAGCGGUGGCGCUCAAGGAUGAAGACGAAGCGAAGUUUGCGACUGUGAUGCAGGAAGCUACAUGCAAGACGUUCAGUUUCAAAGUUCGCGGCAAGUUGGAGACCUAUCAGAAUGAGCCCAAGCCGCGGUACCAGAUCCAGAAUAUUUAUACUCUGGACUAUGCUCGUGAGGCGAACAAGUUGGCGCAGAUCCUCAAGCAGUACGAGAUCAAGGACGAGAACUCGUUGUUUGUCUAGAGAGAUGCGCUAGCGAUGUUUCCUUCCGAAUGCAUAGCGAAGUUUUCGAACUGAGUAUUGGGCAAGGUGGGAAAUAUGUAUGUCUCGUACCCGUGGGUUUCAUUCCGUGCAGACGUAUGAGGACGGAUUGCGCUCUAGGGUUAUACUAGUAUGAUUCGAGGGAUAUCAUGUAUUGGUAUGUCUCGCUUGAUACGACUAGGUAUGAUAUAUCAAGAACGUGUUUAUUCUCGUUCAUAUCCCCGAGAUUUACGAACGCU